UUUCACUGCUCUCACUGCAUCUUUUAUUCGCCUCUCCGCCGUGCAAGUGCCACAUCCCGCUACAACCAGCAGCAGCAGCAGCCGCCACCGAUAACCCCUCGCAGUCUCAAUGCUUAUUUCGCAUAAGGGCUAAUAUAAAAAAAUCUGUGCCAGACAUGGGGGAGAAAUUGUCGCUUCUCUUGAAGAUGUUGGUCCAGAAAACUAAAUGGCUUGUGACAAUAAUGCCCAGUCGAAGAUCCUGGGAUUGAGGUGUAAAUCCCUUCACACUGAUGGCCUGGACUGAGUUUCAGCUGGUCUGCUGAAGCUAUGGGGAGCUGUUGGAGCUGUCUGUCCAGAGACCCCAUCAGAGACAACCAUCUCACCAAAUUUAAGGUCACCAAUGUGGACGAUGAGGGAAAUGAGCUCGGCUCUGGGAUCAUGGAGCUCACCCAGACCGAGCUCAUUCUUCACACACGUAAGCGGGAUGCCAUACGGUGGCCGUAUCUCUGCCUGCGCCGCUAUGGCUAUGACUCCAACCUCUUUUCUUUUGAGAGUGGCCGUCGAUGUCAGACCGGGCAGGGAAUCUUUGCAUUCAAGUGUUCCCGGGCAGAAGAGAUUUUCAAUCUGCUCCAGGAGCUGAUGCAAUGUAACAGCAUCAACGUGGUGGAGGAGUCCAUGAUGAUGAGUCGCAGCGGUCACACAUCAGAAAUGGAGAUGUCUCGCACACCACAGACUCCCAACACUCCAGGGUUCCCCAUCCAGGCUUUUCCCAACGGAUACCCUGGUUAUCCAAUCAGAGGGGAUUCCUCUCAGCCCUCUCUUGCUGAUGAUCAUGGACACAGCCUCAUGGGUUUGGAGGACCAGACUCACACUUAUGUAAACACUGUUAGUAUGGAGGGGGAUCUCUCUAUGCGUCACUGCGUGCACUCCCUGCCUGAGGUGAGGCCCAGCACUUUCCCAGAGACCACACGGGGAUCUAUGCCUGUUGGAGGCCAAGGGAAUCUGCAGUCCAACCUGCGGCGCUGUCCCCUGGAGGAGCACAAUGAUCCUCAGGUGUUCAUGCAGCCAUCCUCACAGGAGGUCAAAUUCAUGCUGGGACCCACACCAGCCCAGCGCCAUCUGCUGGAGAGAGAACGGGAGAGGCACGGGCACAAUCCUCACAACCUUCAGCCAGUAGAGGGUGCUACAGGCUCAGAGACGGAGGGGGAUGAGCCCUCUAUGCACUUGUGCAACUCUCACUCCUAUCAUCAUUUCCACCACCAUGCUCACCGACAUCCAGGUCUCGAACAUCCGGACAGCUGCCAGAGCGGAGAGCUCACCUACGAGAACAUCAACGGCCUGAGAAGCGGCAGGAAGCAGCGGCUGAGUCCCAGCAGUGUGUCUCAGUCUGUCGGUUCCAGCAGCAGCAGCAGCACGGGGGACAGUCACUCGCACUCCCUACUGCACCCACAUGUCCAUGGCCCCUCUUCUCUUCCCCCGCAGGGCUACCCCUGUGAGAGAGGCAUGGGUGGAGGUCACCGUCGGACAGCUCUGCUGAACUAUGAGAAUUUGCCAUCAUUGCCGCCAGUGUGGGAGUACAGCGCUCUGCAGCGGGAUGAGGAGCAGGAGGAGGAUGACGAUGAGCAGGAGGAGGAUGAAUAUGAGGAGGAGGAGGAAGACUUUGAUGAAUAUGAGUUCUCAGAGGGCCCUGGGACACCAAACGGGUAUCACCAGGACAGUCGGGGCAUCCACAGAGAUGCCUUGCAGAACUAUGUCAACACAGAGCAGGUUCAACCGCCUCGGCUCCGACAUGCCUGCCCCCCGCAUCCUCGGCCGUGUCAGCCUGACAGGGGGGGGCGGAUAUUUAGCUUUGAUUUCCGCAGACGAUCGAGGUCAGGGGUUGGAGGCUGUGAGCAUGGUCACAUGCCUCCAUCGCGGCAGCUGAACUAUAUCCAGGUGGACCUAGACGGAGAACCUCCCUGCCAAGCCCUUGGCGGCGGCGGUGGCGGGGGUGCCCAAAACCAGCCACAGCACCAGCGCCUACCACCAAAAAAAUGUGGCCCGCAGGCACCCCGGCGCAGCGAAUGCUACGCAGUCAUCGACCUAAAGAAGACUGCUGCCAUGUCCAACCUGCAGAAAGCUCUGCCCAGGGAUGAUGGGACUUCCAGAAAAACUCGCCACAACAGCACAGACCUGCCUCUGUAAACAGUGUUCAGACUGAAGAGGAGUGAUGAAGACAGAUGAAGGCUUAUUCUCAUCUUAGCACACUGGACCCUUCACUGUCAUCCAUCCAUUCACCUGUUGGGCUGACUGAUACAGUACAGGUACCUAAUUAGAAACUUAUCUGUGCAUUGAAAAGGAGACAAGAAAUCUGAGGAGAAUUUGCCAUUUUAUUCUGUGUUAUUUAUUAGAUAUGUAUUGUGGGGCUCUCUUGAGAAUUUGGCAGUUUUUACUGCAAAUACUGUUUGCUGGAUUCAUAAUAUAAAGAAUACACACCCACACACACACAUAUAUAUAUAUAUAUAUAUAUAUAUAUAUAAAAGAAUAAAAUCAUAUGUAUGUAUAUGAUUUUAUACUUAUCUAUGACUAAGAGCAGAGACCUCAGUUUUCAGUGGAAGCAGUCAUCACCAUACUGUUUGAACUUUUAUUCCUCAGCCCAUCUUGUUCCUAUCCUCUAAUUUUUCUACAUCCAUACAGCUGUUUAUUUAAACACUUUGAGAGUGAAAAUUGAGACCCUUGUCAGAAGAAGUUCAGCUGUGGUUGGAAUGAAGGAGACUAAAUGAUUGCUCCAUAAAACUGGCCGAUAUUCAUACCUCAUCACAAGCAUCUACAUCAUGGCUGGUAAAGAGAGCAUUAUUUGUUAUAAUAUGCCUACAGAGCAUUUUGCACACAAUCCUAUGGAAUUGUAUUUUACCAUAAUAUAGGAAUGGUGUUGUCCAAUCCAAGAAAUGGGGGAAAAAAAAGAAUUAAAUAAACUAAAUGGGAAAUUAUUCCAAACUGAAUGAUGGUAAAAGUAGCACACAUAGUUUAAAAAGGAGCUCUUUUCUGUCCACAUGCAGCAAAUGGAAAAAGUAGCAUAUCAAGUUGGAUUAGUCCUCCUGUGUGUCAUUGCAGACUUACAGGAGGUCCGCGCGGUUUACGCUUGUCACUUUGCACUUUUGACCCAGGGUCGGUGAAGCACUCUUUGUUCUCUACUCCCACUCCACUGGAGCCGCAGGGCUCCACUGUGUCCUUUUACCAAAAGCAGGGGGGCAAAUAUCUCAUUCCUAGUCAGCGUUGUAGAUAGAUUUUUAUUUAUGUGUUUUUGUUAAAGACAUCGACAACCUCAAAUAGUGGCAUUAAGCUAUAACCUCACAGAAAGUGUGCUGAAUCUAAGUUAUCAGGUGUAAGUGGUCUGUUUUAAAGGGUUAAUCAAGUAUGCUGCAAGGUCAUGCAGUGAAGUAUUUGUGAGGCUAUCUGUCAACCUAAUAAGGUUGAUAUUUAUUUAUUUAUUUAAUUAUUUAUUUAUGCAUUCUUUGUUAUUAAUUAUAAUGAUUUUGUUUUCUGUCUGAUGAGCGGUGUUUUUUAAAUCCAGUUGGUUGGUUGGUUGGUUGGCAUGGAGACCAAAGUUUCACCUCAAAGUAUCCAUGGUAACUGAUGUUUUACUGUUAUAACUGUGCUCAAUUCUAUUUAAAAAAAAAGACUGUAUGAGUAUUUCAAGUGCCAAAACUUAAUUGCAAACUGUAUGAUGAUUAAAAUGAAACAUGCCAAUAUGAUUUACAGACAACCAAGGGACUGAAAAAAAGGCCUAAAAUCAGGAGAAAGAGUUUCAGAAGCAGAAAUUCAAACUGCACAUUCCUGUUCAUCCACAAGACAGCCAUUAGAGUGAGAUAUGAGGGUUAAACCCUGUAAUCUGAUAAGCGCAGUUAGGGUGGUUCUUUGCUGCUACAUGUACAUAAUAAGAGUAGUCUCUGCAAGCUACACGUGUCAAAAUGAAAUGUGUGCUUGAACCUCUGAGAUGUCAAACUUUACCAUAUUGUUCAUGACUAAUAGACGUAGCAUUGUUGUUUUCUUUUAAAAUUACUUCUGAGAAGUGGAAUAAUCACACAUUUAUGCUAACUUUUAAUUUAAUAAAGAUGUAUCUAUUGUGAGUUGGCUGCCUAGUGGGAGAAAUAAUGGAAGCACAGGCCCAAAAAUGUCAUCAUCUUUUAGUGUCUUCAGUGUUCAUACUAAGCUUCAUAUUAAGUUGAUAUUUUCAUCUGAUAAAUGCAGGCAAAAAGGGGUCACUGAUUAGUAAUGAUCUCAAAAUACAGAUGUGAAGUGUCAUUUCUCUACUGUUUACAAAACACACAACUUUUGAUUAGGUGGAUGUUUUUGGCUUCUGUGUAACACAAGUGUGCUUUUCUCAGAUUCUUUUAUUUAAACGAGAGCUGUCUGCACAACCAAAGGAAUAAAAAAAACAACAACAACAAAAAACCAAGGAGGUUUUAAUGAACUAAAAUUAUUUCCUUCUGCUUGUACAUCCAGGAAGUUAUGUUAAUCAUUUUAAUCAAAUCGAACCCAUAAAUUUUGUUCAUACACUAAUUAAGUCUAUCUGAAUGUCAGAAAACAAAAGAAAGUCCCCAGGGCGGUUUCUCCCAAUAAGUCAGGGCUGAUAAUAUUGGCUUUGGAGCCAUUUGUUUUGCAACUUACCACACCCUGUGUUUGGUUGAUCUAGCUGAAUUUAUUGACAAUCCUCACGUGAUAAGAUAGCAUCAGAGAAGUAAAAGGACUGAAAUAUGAUUGGUCUGCCUCACUCCGUAUCAAGUCGUAAGAACAAUCACAGUAUUGUUUAGUCAUUAGUACUUGGAUAUGACAUUUUUAAAAACUGAUAUAUCACAAAAGAAGACUGCCAGGAUUUUGCUCCAGCAUAGUUAUUUGUAUGAUGAUGCAGUUACCAAAAGGUUAAAUAAGGUGAGCAGUGUCAAAAUAGGUGUGUUCAGCAACAACAAAAACCUAUCCCUACACCCUGCACAGCAAGCGUAAGUUUAUGUUACAGAACCCUGCAGAAAAGGAUUUUACGGUUCAAGUCUGCUGUCUUUGAAGGUCAGAUUAUUACAUAUUUUUUGCCUUUUAAUGCUUUUAUUCAGAGAAGAGGACAGUGGAUAGUCAUAUUCAAGAAUGAGAGUGUGGGAGGGGACAUGCAGGAAAGGAGCUGCAGGCCAGACUUAAACCUGGGCGGCUCAGACACAUGGGGCACAACCCAACUGCGCCCCUCUGAUAAUUUUAAUCUUUAGUUUGUAUGGAUUUUUGUGAUUGUUAAUGUUUGAUGAACAGGCCCUUAUAAUUUCAAACUUUUGUGAAAAGCCAGUACUCUUUUACAGCCAUAUCAAUGUAACACCUUCACAGCUCAUUCUUGCAUGCUGCCGUCAGCUCACAAUUUUGAGUUUUUAGCUUUUUCAAAUGCUCGAACUGUAGGUGCAAAGCCAUUUUUGUUGUGCACCCAUUUAUAACAACACCCCAAAAUUGGAAAACUCUUUUACAAAUUGGUUUUAUUUUGUCUUGCCAUUGGGAAUGGCCAACAUGUAGCCAUAGAACCAUAUUUAAAAUUCUUACUACUGUCCAAAUAAAGUCCAUAUUUUAUAUAAGUGAAUGUCAAAAAAGUUGUUAAAUCUCUAUUUUUUCGCGUGUCCCUUUUAUAAAAGGGUGUUUUCUUAUCAUGGCUUAUAUUUACUAAUUUGCAAACGAGCAGCUUGUGAUCAUUUAUUUGGUAGCAUAAAUACCAGUCAGAUUCCAGAAACAACGUGACAUCUUUGAAUAAUUUCAAUUUUGUAGUGAAAAUAAAUUACAUUUACAAGGAUGUAAAAUGAGAUAAAUUUUAAGGAAUUAGCAAAUAUUCAGUUUUUCUUCUUGAUGUUGACACAGUUUAAUGUGAAACAGUAUAAAGAGCCUUUCUCAUGUUUCUGAUGAAGACCUGCUGACACAGGAACCUCAAAUUUCCCCAAAUCAAAUGUUAUUUAUUAUUUUGUUUAUAUCAUUUUUAUAAAUGACACUGAAGAGAACCCAGCCAUCUUUAAACUGACCUUUUAAUUAAGUGAUUUAUAUAUUGACACUGUUCAACCACGUUGGAUGAACAUUUACGUUUUUGCAAUAAUAGAUGAAUUAAUGUUUAGUUGAAGAGUCAAUACUAAACAGUCAUUCAUAGAGCUAAAUAUAAUCUACCUUCUAGCCUGGUCUUCUGUGAAUCGCAAGGCAUAAUUAAAUUUCUGGUGCAAUGUUGACUUUUUAUCCUACAGUGUUCAAAUGAAGCUAGGAAAUUUAAAAAAAUGUCUAAAUUUGUUGAUUGUCAGAGACAGUGUUUGAUUGAACUCACAUUACCAGUGCCAUAAUGUAGUUUCUUUAAAAAAAAAAACUUCAUUGUAUUAACCCCUUAAUGCCUGUUGUAUCAUAUUUGAUACACACUUUUAUAUGACCUCUAUCUAAUCAACAUGAUCCAUGAA
This is a messenger RNA of Cheilinus undulatus (humphead wrasse), 6416 nucleotides long. RefSeq names its product fibroblast growth factor receptor substrate 3 (gene frs3). Lineage: Eukaryota; Metazoa; Chordata; Actinopteri; Labriformes; Labridae. The coding region runs from base 307 to 2163 and encodes 618 amino acids. Gene Ontology annotation, biological process: cell surface receptor protein tyrosine kinase signaling pathway. The transcript has 7 exons. Gene Ontology annotation, cellular component: cytoplasm. The record is from RefSeq and is a predicted model, not a curated record.